AAAACUGUCACCGCACAUGCGCAGAGAGACUGGAGGUGGGGGAGGCAACGGCGACUGACAAAAACAACAAGAAGAACCGUUGGAACCAAGAGGAAGAGCGAGAUGUCUCCAUGAAUACAGGCUAACUUUAUUCUUACCCAGUUAUUAUUAUUAUUAUUAUUAUUAUCAUCCACAACCUACCCGACUGCUGCUUUCUCACAAGGCUUGAUUAGAUGGUGCCGGGCCCAUGAACUUGGCUAGUCAGAGCGGGGAGACCGGCUGUAGCCAGCUCCUCUUCGCCAAUUUUAACCAGGACAACACGUCUUUAGCUGUUGGAACCAAAUCAGGCUAUAAGUUCUUCUCCCUGUCGUCUGUGGACAAAUUGGAGCAGAUUUAUGAAUGUACGGACACAGAGGAUGUGUGUAUCGUAGAGCGUCUGUUCAGCAGCAGUCUGGUGGCGAUCGUCAGUCUGAAGGCUCCUCGGAAGCUGAAGGUCUGUCACUUCAAGAAGGGGACGGAGAUCUGCAACUACAGUUACAGCAACACUAUCCCGGCUGUGAAGCUCAACAGACAGAGGCUGAUAGUAUGUCUGGAAGAGUCUCUGUACGUCCACAACAUCAGAGACAUGAAGGUCCUACACACCAUCAGAGAGACUCCACCCAACCCCUCAGGGCUGUGCGCUCUGUCCAUCAGUAGCGAUAACUGCUACUUGGCUUAUCCCGGCAGCGCUACGAUCGGAGAGGUCCAGGUGUUCGACACGGUCAAUCUGAGAGCAGCCAACAUGAUCCCAGCCCAUGACAGCCCAUUAGCAGCCGUUGUGUUCGACGCCAGCGGAUCCAAACUGGCCACAGCCUCGGGAGAGGGGACGGUAAUCCGUGUUUUCUCCAUCCCUGAGGGACAGAAACUGUUUGAGUUCCGUCGAGGAGUCAAAAGGUGUGUGUCUAUCUGUUCCCUGGCCUUCAGCAUGGAGGGCCUCCACCUAUCAGCUUCCAGUAACACGGAGACGGUCCACAUCUUCAAACUGGAGACUCAGAAAGAGAAGCCGGCGGAGGAACCUACUACAUGGGGGGGAUACUUUGGUAAGGUCCUGUUGGCUUCCACCACCUACCUGCCUUCUCAGGUAACAGAGAUGUUCACCCAGGGACGAGCCUUCGCCACCGUCCGACUGCCCUUCUCUGGACACAAGAACAUCUGCGCCUUGGCCAUGAUCCAGAAGAUUCCUCGCCUCCUGGUAGCAGCAGCUGAUGGAUAUCUGUACCUCUAUAACCUGGACCCCCACGAGGGAGGAGAGUGUUCACUGAUGAAGCAACACAGGUUGGACGGCAGUGCUGAGCCGCCCAAUGAGAUCCUGGAACAGGGGUCACAUGACCGACCCCUUACUGCACAGGCCUACAACACUGCUGGGAUGAAAGGUUACUGUGAGGAGGCGGGUGCAGUGGGAGGGGCGGGACUAGAGGAUGACCUCAGCGAUCUGCGAUUGGACGAUGAGAAUGAGGAGCAGCCGCCACUCAUCCUGGAGACGGACUGACUGACGGCCACAGAAACCAAU
Molecule: messenger RNA, 1528 nt
Organism: Salmo salar (Atlantic salmon)
Lineage: Eukaryota; Metazoa; Chordata; Actinopteri; Salmoniformes; Salmonidae
Source: RefSeq, a predicted model, not a curated record